Liolophura sinensis is the source of this 1257-nucleotide messenger RNA. Its product is annotated as mucin-2-like. The record is from RefSeq and is a predicted model, not a curated record. NCBI's taxonomy places the organism in Eukaryota, Metazoa, Mollusca, Polyplacophora, Chitonida, Chitonidae. The transcript has a single exon. The annotation marks the transcript as partial.
ACUCUGACAACAACCACACCGUUUCAAACACUGGAAACAGCCACACCGUCUCAAACUCUGACAACAACCACACCGUCUCAAACUCUGACAACAGCCACACCGUCUCAAACUCUGACAACAACCACACCGUCUCAAACUCUGACAUCAACCACACCGUCUCAAACUCUGACAACAACCACAUCGCCUCAAACUCUGGAAACAACCGCACCGCGUCAAACUCUGACAACAACCACACCGUCUCAAACUCUAACAACAACCACACCGUCUCAAACUCUGACAACAACCACAUCGCCUCAAACUCUGACAACAACCACACCGUCUCAAACUCUGACAUCAACCACACCGUCUCAAACUCUGACAACAACCACACCGUCUCAAACUCUGACAACAACCACAUCGUCUCAAACUCUAACAACAACCACACCGUCUCAAACUCUGACAUCAACCACACCGUCUCAAACUCUGACAACAACCACACCGCCUCAAACUCUGACAACAACCACACCGCCUCAAACUCUGACAACAACCACACCGUCUCAAACUCUAACAACAACCACAUCGUCUCAAACUCUAACAACAACCAUACCAUCUCAAACUCUGACAACAACCACACCGUCUCAAACUCUGACAUCAACCACACCGUCUCAAACUCUGACAACAACCACACCGCCUCAAACUAUGACAUCAACCACACCGUCUCAAACUCUGACAACAACCACAUCGUCUCAAACUCUAACAACAACCACACCAUCUCAAACUCUGACAACAACCACACCGCCUCAAACUCUGACAUCAACCACACCGUCUCAAACUCUGACAACAACCACAUCGUCUCAAACUCUGACAACAACCACACCAUCUCAAACUCUGACAACAACCACACCGUCUCAAACACUGGAAACAACCACAUCGCCUCCAAAACUAGCAACAACUACACCGGCUCAAAGAACUACAACCACAUCGCCUCAAACAACCACAAUCACACCGUCUCACGUCGGAAACAAUCACACUGGAAACAAUCACACCGUCUCAAACACUAACAACAACCACACCGGCUCAAAGAACUACAAUCUUACCCUCUCACUCAACCGCAAUUACACCGCUUCAAACACAAACAACAAUCACACCGGCUCAAACACUGGAAACAACCACAUCGCCUCCAAAACUAGCAACAACUACACCGGCUCAAAGAACUACAACCACACAGCCUCAAAUAACCACAAUCACACCGUCUCACGUCGCCUCCAACAAUCAUAA